Molecule: messenger RNA, 2568 nt
Organism: Symbiodinium sp. CCMP2456
Lineage: Eukaryota; Dinophyceae; Suessiales; Symbiodiniaceae
Source: the annotation of a GenBank genome assembly
AUGCAAGUCGAGCAAAGCCGGCUUUCGCAGGCGAUCGCCGCAAUCCAGGAAUCGACUGACAGAAUGCGUCGACUCCAAACCGAGCAAUGCGUUGACACUGUGGAUUGGAACGACGCACACAACAUCGCGCAGAUUGUUCAGGGUACAGCUUUCAUCGUUCUGGCCAUGUGGCUGAUCUUCGCCAACAAUGCGAAGGUGGCAGUUGCCUCCAAAGCGCCGCUGGAGCAGCGGCACGCGGUCUGUGCAACCCUGAGCACCGCGGUGUGCCUCUUCUCCGGCUUCUUCAACAUCCUACAGCUCACCGGCAUCGACGACUUCCAAAUUCCUGGCUACACAGGAGGCUUUGUUCUUCAGCUGGCUCGGCCUGUUGAGUGGGUCCUCACGUGCCCCAUCCUGCAGCUGAAGUUGGUCAUUCUCGCAGGUGCACGAGUGCCAUCCUACCGACGUUUCAUGAUGCCGUUGCUGUCUGCAGCUGUCCUUCUGUGUGGUGUUGCUGCCACCUUUACGGAUGGAGGACUUCGUUACAUCUGGUUCGGCUUUGGCAUGAUUCUCGUCGUUAUCAUGUUCUACUACAACGCCCAGCAAAUCUCAGAGAACAGUGAAGGAGAAGAGAGCAUCCUGCAUGGGCAGUCUGACUACCGCAAACUGACCUUGGUCCUGAUUGCCACGUGGUUUCCGUUUCCGAUCUGGUUCGCUCUCAGCCCGGAAGGCUUCAACCUAUUCGACGAGGAGUUGACCAUCGAGAUGGGAUGGGUUGUGCUGAACAUGUGUGCAAAGUUCUCGAUGAUCAUCAUCGGUCAGCGUAUGAAACUGGUCCACCAGAGGAAGCUGGAAGCAGCACGUGAGCUGUACGGCCUGUCCCCCUCGGACGAAGUACCUGAGAAUGCGCUGAACCAGAAGGCCAUCAUGGAGAGCAGCAAGGGCGGCCGCGGAAACCUGAACCCCGAGGAGUAUGGGCUCGGUCUUGGAGAAGAGGCCGAAAGCGAGGAGAAGUUGGUGGAGCUUGUGGCCGACACGAUGGUGACACUUCAGCUGGCGAACCACACCGAACGUUUGCUCAAGCUGCUGGUUGAGAGCGGCGUUACCAACACCGCUGUCUUGGAGAGGCUCAACCAGGAACGCUGCAUGGAAUUGUGCUUGCCGUGGGCGCUUGUCGAUGCUAUCCAGCGCCGCUGGAGCAACGAAAAGAUGAACAUGGGUCAGGAUCAGGGCGGCGUGGUGGAGAAAGAGGACCCAUUCAUGAAGGUUUUGGAAGCCAACAAGGAGCGCAUCACGUCGAUGAAGUCCGGAAGUCAGGUCACGGGAGUGGUGACGCCUCCUUUAGGUGGAGUGGUGGAUAUGUCUUCUUUCAACGAUCAGAUUGUGGCUGCCGUACAACGUGCAGUCCUGCCUUUGCAUGAGACGGUCAUGUCGAAGCUCCAGACGUUCGAGGAGAGUGUCAAUCAUUCUCUGGAGUCCACCCAAGAGAGCGUGGCUCAACGCAUGGAUUUCGGACAGGUGACACUUAUGCAGACGGUGAACGCUUGCCAGGUGCUGUUGCACAAGCUGGACUCUUCCCAAGAGGUCGUGCUGCAAAAGCUGGACAUGCAGAGGAAAGAUCUCGAGCAGAUGCGUACAUCAUACGAGUCGCUGCAAGGCAACAUUGCAGGUGCUCAGGACGUCACAAGAUCGGCGCUCGUGGAAACGGUCAGCACCUCUUCCAGCGCUUUGCUGCAGAAGCUGGAUUCGACACAGCAGGACCUUCUUCGGAAGACGGUCGAGUCUCAGUCCAUCUUGCAGACCGUCGCAUCCACCCAGAACACGAUGGUUACCAAGAUGGAGACUGGAAACGACACAACGGUCCGGCGCUUGAUGGAAAUCGAAACCUCGCUUGGAAAAAAGAUGACCGAGCUCGGAGACACAGUAACGUCCUCGUACACAGUGAGUUCGGAGUCGGUCAUGGCCACCCUCAAGGAUGAGCUGACUGCGUUGCAUGAUCAAAGCAGCAGUACAGUGGUGGCCACGGAACGCUCCACAGCCAUCCUGGAUGAGCGCAUGACGGACGUCCGGCGUCAGAACCUCAUGAUCAUGGAUCUUCUGACCAACGCCAACGACGGCAUCCAGACCAAUGCUGACAGCCUCCAAGCCAUCCGAGGCUUGGACACCAGCACAGCUGACCAGCUGCGUGGCAUUAUGGCAGAGGAGCUCACGAAGGCGCAAGGCAACGACGCAGGCAGUUUCCGCACAGCAGUCGAAACGAUGGUCGAACGCUUGGAGGAGAACGCUGCCCGUCUCGAGAAACAUAGCAGCGGCAGAAGCGCGGAGUCCAUCAAGAAGGAGUUGGCACAAAUCGAAGAGAGGCUGACGAACCACCAAACGCAGGUGAUUGAAGAGGUCAUGCGCGAGGUCAAGGACACACAAUUGGGCCUGCAAACACAGCUUACCGACUUCACGACCCGCUUCGAGUCGAGCGCGGUUACCAAGACGGAGAAGGCGCCCACGGGGUCCACACCCUUAACGCCACCUGAGAAGCCCUCGAGCAGUCCUUCUCAGCGACGUUCCUCUGCACGCAACGUGGAGCGUGGAUAG